CUAUCAUACGGAGUAUAUAUAUAAUAUAUAUAUAUAUAUAUAUAUAUAUAUAUAUAUAUAUAUAUAUAGCACUUGAGCUAGUUAACAAAACAAAAGAAAACAUGAAAAUGGUAAUAAUUAGCCUCAUGAAGAAGAAGAAUCCAUUAGUAUUCCUCAAGAAAAGAAUUGAAGCAUCAUCUGUGCAGAGAGAGAAGGGUGAUGGUAAACCAAAGCCAGGAAUGAUAAGGAAAUCCCCCGAAAUUGCACAAGCAGCGGCGUCAGCAGCAGCCUACAGGGAGGAUGAUCCGCUACUGGACGACGGCGACGAUGCCACUACUGAAAAGCCGCCGCCGGCGCCGCCAUCUCACGGCAAGGUCGUCAAGAAGAAAGUGAGGUUUGCUUUGGAUCAUCAACGCGGUGGCGGAGAAGGAGAAGAAAAGGAGGAGGAGGAAUCCGGCGGCGGCGGGGGGUUGAAAGUGAGAAUAUUGGUGAGCAGAGGAGAGGCAGAGAGGCUGCUGUCGAGGUGUAAAGAUGGAGGAGGGGUUCUGGCGUUCACAGACGUCGUGGCGGCUGCUCAUCACGGCAUCAUAUUGCCGCCCCUCCGCCGGGAAUCUCUUUUCUUCCCUCCCUCCUCCUCAGCUCUCCUAUAAUUAUCAAUUUUUUAUUUAGCAUCGGAGAAGAUUUAUCAUAUGAUUACAUAUUUGUUUUGAGAAAUUUACCUAAACACGAAUAAAACAUAAUGACUUUCCCAAUGUAGGACCAUAUGUUUUUAUUUCCCAAUAUAAGACUUUUGGUCAU
Molecule: messenger RNA, 777 nt
Organism: Cuscuta campestris
Lineage: Eukaryota; Viridiplantae; Streptophyta; Magnoliopsida; Solanales; Convolvulaceae
Source: the annotation of a GenBank genome assembly